AUGAUCAACGGCCUUAUUUUAAAAAAUAUUUAUGUUUAUUUAAUCAUUUUAUCUUCCAUGUAUCAACAAAGUUCAAUAUUGGGUAGACGUUUGACACCAUCAAUGAAUAAACAUGAUAUUGAACAGUUAUUUUCUAAAUCUAUAGACAAUAUUAAACAACUGGAUCAGUUGCAUUCAAAAGAAGAAAGGUCUCAUGGGAAAAAAUAUUCUAUAAAAAGUGCUGGAAUCACUUAUACACAACGAAUAAUAGAGGGUGAAUGUUUGGUAGAAUAUGAUGAUCGUUUGUUAGCUGAAGGUCAAAUACUUCAACAUAAAAAAAGAUUAUAUAAAGUGGAAGAUUGUUUUUUGGAACGCGCCUUUCAUGUGUGUGGACCAAAUAUUCUUUUUAUGUUAAAAAUUGUUUGUCGACUCGUUAAACAAUAUACAAAAAUAAUAAAUGGUACAAGAACAACAACAUUAUCACCACUCCAAGCAACAUUACUCGAACGUCGCGAUGUGUCCCCAAAAAUCAUUACAGAAUCGUGUUGUCUGAAUAUUUGUACAGUAUCAGAAUUAACAAGAUACUGUCCUAGAAAGACCUGA
This is a messenger RNA of Didymodactylos carnosus, 582 nucleotides long. The record is from the annotation of a GenBank genome assembly. Lineage: Eukaryota; Metazoa; Rotifera; Eurotatoria; Philodinida; Philodinidae.